UUACUAGCAUUUAUUCAAAUGUAUAUAAGAUGGAGGACAACGUGAUGUCUGUAAGCGACGUUUUGCAUAAUAACGGUGAAAAAAUAAUUGAGUGGCAACCACUCGCAUUGACUUUGGUCGAAUACCCUAAAGGUGAUUGGAUAGGGAAGUUUUUUGCAUUUAUUAGCUUGUCUCCGUUCGGUAUUGGAGCUGGAUUCGUGGCUCUGAUAUUAUUCCGACGGGAUUUACACACUAUUUCAUUCUUCAUGGGCAUAUUAUUGAAUGAAAUUCUAAAUAUAAUCCUAAAACACACAAUAUGUGAAGCGAGACCAAUGGUGCGAGGGCAUUUAUACAAUGAAUAUGGAAUGCCAUCAUCACAUGCUCAAUUUGUUUGGUUUUUUAGCAUUUAUGUCUUUUACUUUGUUUUAAUUAGACUACAUCAUAUUAACAACAACAGCAUAAUAUCAGCACUCUGGAGAAUGAUUAUUGUAGGCGGUUGUCUUACACUGGCAGUGCUUGUAAGCAUUGGCCGAGUGUACCUCAACUACCACACUACUUCUCAGGUUGUCAUUGGGGCAGUAGUUGGGUUCUUAUUUGCCACUUUAUGGUUUACUCUGGUACAUAGAGUGUUUACACCUCUGUUCCCACAGCUGGUGUCAUUGAAAUUCUGCGAAAUGCUCAUGCUCAGAGACACAACUCUAAUACCAAAUGUGUUGUGGUUCGAAUACACGACAUCGAGACAAGAAGCGCGCGCGCGCGGUCGCAAAAUGGCAGCUCUGAAGCCGACGCAAUGACGGUGCGCUUGCGCCGUCGGCCGGGCCCCGUGGCCCCGCGCGUGACGCAUGGUCGCCGCCACGGCCAUCGUGCUGUUAGGCGGCCUACUACUUUUACAAACACCACCAGCGCGGUCCGUACUCCCGUACUAGAAACCUAAUCCUCCGAAACAGGGUGAAUAGAAACUCGAACGUGAAUAGAAAAAAGUGUUCAAGUGUAUUUUUCUCAUGUUUAUUACCUGUAAAAUUAUGGCAAUAUUUUUGUUGCUAUAUUUUGUAAGGCAUAGAGUUCUCACUAAGAAUUAUCUAGUUUUACAUAAUAAGACUGUUAUCACUUGAAUAGUUUCUACUCACCGCAUUAGUUUCUAUCAUAUCUGUUUCUGUAAUACCAUAAACUUAUGGCAAUAAUUAGGAUCACUUCCAAAAAGGACAAAAGUCCAUGGAGCUGUUGUAGAAUUGCAAUAAUUAGUCUUGUGAAAUGAUAUGACAUUCUCUACGUUGUUUUUAUAACUAGGUCUAGAUCAGUUAAUAGUGAGUUUGCGACUAUAUUAAUUGUGAAAGUCGUAAGUGCGGAAUAGGAAAAUCAAUAAUAAAUUUAAUUAAAAUAGUAUAGCUUGACGUAAAAAAUUGUGUCAAAGUACCUUUCAUGGUUUGGCGGUUGUGUAUUAGUGUAAUUGAUUAGAGACCAUAUAACAAGCUAAAUUAUACUGGAUUCACCUAAUAUAAUGCAUUAUGCACUCGAAAAAAUGUAAGCGUAUCCGCGAGAGAGACAUUGUAAAGUGCAUUUAUAUCCCCAGGAAAUAAUAUUCCAAGCAUCAUUAAAAUUAAAUAUGUUUCAAGCGGCAAGCGCGCAAUAAUGUCGAACUUAGGAAGGCUAGAAGUAUACUAUGGCAUGGAGUUCCAUCCAAUUAAGUCGAAAGUCAUCUACAAUUCUAUGCAGAAAUUGUUAUUGUAUAUACGAAUAUAACAGUAUAAUAUGCCCUGGAAAGUUAUACGAUAUACUAGAUAGUAUAUUUUAGAAAGUAAUUUGAAAUAUUGGGUAAUUAUUAGAAUUGUAAUACUCUACAUACUCGUCACAAUUUAUAUUUAAAAAUAUUUUUUAUUUUAUUAUCAGUUUAUUGCGUCCAAGAAUUCCGAGUAAUCAUUAUUUGUCUUCUAUUUCUUUGACUUCUAGUCCAGGUAUUAACAAAUUUAUUUCUCAUCAUAUUAAUAAAUUAACCAUGGACAUCGUUAAGAUUGUUUAAAUUUCGCUAAGGAGUAAUUAAUGAUCAUUAAACGUGUAAUUAUAUUUAUUUGCCACCAUGUAAAUUUUGUAAUUGGGUAACCAUAGCGUUACAAGACUAUCAAAUUCUGACUUUUCUGAUUGGAGGAUUUUAUUACAAAAUGUACUUUAUUCUGAUAAUUUAUGUACUCAUUUAUAAUUUGUGUACAUCGUCAACACACAGUACAGUAGUAGUAUAUGUAACAAAUACCGUCUUUUCAUGUACCAUACAAAAAGUAGGCGGUCUUGUUAAGCUUAAAUUUUGGUAGUAGUGCAGUAUUUUUUAAGUCAGUUACUCGUAAGUCUAAAAGACAAUGUAUGUCGUUCCUUUGCCAUAUUAAUCCUCAGAAGGAAUUUGGUAGCGUAUCGAUGGCUAGAAUCUGCGAUAUUGAUGUUAGAAUCACGCUCAAAAAUCUCACAGAACUUUUGGAGUCCGCUUGAAGGGUAUUUCAAUGUAAUACGUUAUGAAUUAUAUAAUACUUCUCCGUAUACGUUAACUUAAUAUCCAGUUUUCUUUGAGACAUUAUGAAGGCACCCUGUAUAAUAAAACUACCGUUGAUCAAACUCGAUCUUAUCGGAUUUUUUUGUCACGGACUUUCAUUAUACAUACUUUUUUACAAACUAAAUACACGUACAAACUUUUGUUUGAUAGGGUAUUUUUUAACGUGAGACGUAUUUGCGUUUUUGUGUUUCUUCAACUUCGAUUAUAUUUAUAUUUUGUAAAUGUGUUUUUGUAAAAAUUUCAAUAUAUUUUUGGUAGCUAUGUCGGGUUGACGGUGUUGGAUAUUCGCCCAAGUUUUUAAUAAUUCAAUUUAAUUGUAACAACGACUCAAAAAUUGAUGUAACAAAUCAGAUAUAGCGCCAAUAUUGUAGGGUCCAAAAUUAACAUGUCGGCCUUUACAAGGGUAACAGCUAUUAGAAGCUUAAAUCACGAAAAAAAGAUAAAAACUGAUCGUUUUGGUCAUGGUAAACACAUUCAAUAAACUUUUGACUAUAUAAACUUAAUAGGUUAACUACUUUGAAUGUUAUGGCGUUUGUACAUGAUUACAGAAAUAGUACUUUUAAAUAUAAAUUUUACAGAGAAAAGCCGAUAUUCAGUGUCUGACCUCUACUGUAUUUAUUUUAUCAUUAAUUUAUGUCGUGCGUUCAAGAGCUCAAAUUAUAAUCAGCUGCGAAAUAAUGAUGUUACUAUAAACAAGAUUUUAAAGUUUAAAAAAUAAACAUAAGUUUCUGGACAACUAGUGGUCCAUUGUGUUUUGUCAAAGGUUACACUGCCAAAACUCUGUCAAUAAUUCAAGUGUAAGGGCGCCUUCAAAUUAGACGCUUGUAGAAGCGCGGCAUUCGCGCGUUUGUAGCGCUUCAGUAAUUUUUAGUUCACUAAAAGCGUCCGCCCAUUUGGGCGUGUGUGGCGACCACUAAACGCGACUACAAGUGACGGAUGAGAUUUUACUUUUUUUUUAUUGUAAAGGGGUUCGCGAUAUUGUUGCUUGAGUUGCUUUCUCAGAGGUCCGUAGCUGGAGAAGUUUAGAACCGCUGACUUAAGACACUUACCAUUAAUUAGGAAGAAAGAACGUCGCUAGCGCAGUAAGUUGAGAUAAUGGAGGUAAUAUUACGUAUCAGGAUUUUAAGUAUACUUAAUUUAUUUGCAAAUUGUUAUUUUCGAAGUAAUAAGUGCUUCCAGUAAUUUUAAUUUAUUUUUAAGUUUGGUCUAAUUCUUGUUUCAAUUGUUUACUCGAUGACUAGUUGGUACAGCUUAUUAAUAUUAUUCAUGUCGUUGCCCUAAAAUGUUGUCUAGUCAGUACAUUUUGUCUUUCAACCAGACUGUGUACUUUAGUAAAUUGUAAUACACAAACAAAAGUCCAAAAUCCAUUACAAAGUUUUGUAACGGAUUCCUAAAAAUGUUUUUUCAAGAUCAUGUACACAUGGUAAAUGGUACAAGUUUUCAUCCAGUUAGUGAUAUACAUGUAGUAUGUUUAAAGAAACAGUAGGAUUAGGUUUACACUACUACUGCAUACGUUGUCCUCUUCAGAAAAAAAAAAACAGUUCUAAAAUCUUUGAAGAAGACCUGUGCGUACCACCUAGUGAGAUGUAAAUUUCCAUGUUGAAUGGUUUCUAUAAUCCUUGGCAGCUCGCCUCUAUUACACCCGUCUUUACAAAAGGUUCCCACGCUAUAAUACAGAAUUAUAAAACCGCACACGUUUUUUGCGUAAAUACGGUAACGCUAUCAUACGACAGCAACGUAUACCUUAGUUUGGAGCACAUGCCGCUUAUGUUUUGUUGUAUAUUUACAUGGAAACAAAUUGCGACAAUGGUUCUGCUUUGUGUAAUUUACAGCCUCCAGUUUGGUGUGUUAUUAACAAAUAAAUUUAUAUUUUUUCAUUCGUAAAUGUUCGAAGUUAGUAGUAGCUUUAGUAGUUAUAGCUUUUUAUAAUACGGGGAG
Hyposmocoma kahamanoa is the source of this 4453-nucleotide messenger RNA. RefSeq names its product dolichyldiphosphatase 1-like. The transcript has 5 exons. Gene Ontology annotation, cellular component: endoplasmic reticulum membrane; intracellular membrane-bounded organelle. Gene Ontology annotation, molecular function: dolichyldiphosphatase activity. The record is from RefSeq and is a predicted model, not a curated record. Bases 30 to 773 code for a protein of 247 amino acids. Gene Ontology annotation, biological process: protein N-linked glycosylation; lipid biosynthetic process. Lineage: Eukaryota; Metazoa; Arthropoda; Insecta; Lepidoptera; Cosmopterigidae.